Culicoides brevitarsis is the source of this 2446-nucleotide messenger RNA. RefSeq names its product bromodomain-containing protein 7 (gene Brd7-9). Bases 64 to 2394 code for a protein of 776 amino acids. NCBI's taxonomy places the organism in Eukaryota, Metazoa, Arthropoda, Insecta, Diptera, Ceratopogonidae. Gene Ontology annotation, cellular component: nucleus. The record is from RefSeq and is a predicted model, not a curated record. The transcript has 4 exons. Gene Ontology annotation, biological process: regulation of transcription by RNA polymerase II.
AAACAAACAACAAACGACAACAAUUCCCUUAAUUUGCCAAAAAAUCAGUGAAACCCCCUAAAAAUGGGCUCGAAAAAGCACAAGAAACACAAAUCCGAACGCAAAGAACGUGGCGAAGGCUACGACUCACGUCCCCAUGGACUAAAAUUGAUUCUAAAAGUUGCGGGAAGCAGCUCGACGCCGGAACACGGCAACGAUUCGCCCAUGUAUCCGCAAGAAUAUUCCUCGGACUUUCACGAGAAGCACAAAAAGUCCAAAAAGAAGAAGAAGAAAAAGGAUCGCGAGAAGAAACACAAGCAUCACAAGGAGAAACGACGACACCGCGAAGACGAAUCCAGCCAGGAGGACUUUAGUAUUAACGAUGAAAGCAGUCAGACGCCGUUUUACGCGAACCUUACGACGGCAAAUAGCAUCGCAUCGCGUCCCUUGACGCAACCAAUGAUUCCGCUGAAGUCGCCGGAUACCUCGUUGGAGAAACCAAAGUCCGAAAUAAUCGAAGACUCACGUUCGCCAAUGACUUUCAUGCAAAGUCCCACAGCAAGUACGUCUUCGUUGAGCAAAUUGGAGGUUCCCAAGCCAGAUUCGUCACGAGAUUCGAUGUCGCCGUCACGUCCAUUAUCCGAAAGUGGCAGAGAGCCGCGAUCGUGCGUUUUAAAGAUGAAACAACGCCCGCUCGCCAAAUUAUUGGAACAUUUAAUCAAAGCGCUGGAAAAGCGAGAUCCUCAUCAGUUCUUCGCGUGGCCCGUUACUGACGAAAUUGCGCCAAAUUACUCCUCGAUAAUUUCAAAACCGAUGGAUUUUUCGACAAUCCGACAGAAAAUCGACGAAAACGAGUACAAAUCCAUCGCCGAGUUCACGGAAGAUUUCAAACUCAUGUGUGACAAUGCUCAAAAAUACAAUCAUCCCGAGACGGUGUAUCAUAAGGCAGCGAAACGACUCCUGCAUGUGGGAAUGCGAUUGUUACAACCUGAAAAUCUGAUAAGAACUUUGAGACCACUGAUGGGUUACAUGCGAGAACUUACCGCAAAAGAGCUUGGUUUCGAGUUACCGAGUGGCGAUGGCUCGGAACACGAACCAAUGAUCAUCGAUUCAGCUGAUGAAGCAGAAACGGCGUUGAAAGUAGCAGCAGCUGUCGACGAAGGCAUCGCCGCGCAAGAAGAAGAAGACGAAAAACGACGACAAAUCCGCUUGGAGAACAAUCCAACGACGAAAUUCGAGCCAUUCGUUGACGAUUUGACAGCUGACGAGAUUUUGAAGCAAGUACAGUCGGCAGCAAAGAAUGCCAAAAGUAAACUUUUGGACAAAAAGAAGGCCCGCAAAAUGGGAUUCAUUCGACAACGUCGUGAUGGCACAACAUCCAUGCAAAUUCUGCUCGACGACGAGAACGAAGGCCCGGAAAAGGUCAUUUCGCUGGGUUCGUUUACCGGAAAACUCAAACAAGGCACCGGGCAAUUGUACACUUUUCGUGAGGAUCGUCGAAAUCAAGUGAAACCCGUCAAGCCGUUAUAUUACGGGGCAUUUAGUUCGUUCGCUCCGCUUUUUGACUCACGUUUCGCGAAUAUCAGCAAGGAAGAAAGCGAUUUGAUUGCCAACACGUACGGCGAUGAAACAGGCACAGAUUACGCCAAAAGCAUCAUGGAAUUCUCGCGGGACAGUUCCUAUGCCAGCAUUUUAGCGAACGGUUUAUUGGAUCUUCUCACAAACGGCGAGCAUCGCAAGACGUUAGAAACUCUCGUCGAAGGGGCGCGGCAACGUGAGGACCAGAAGGAGAUUGAAAAACAACUUCCCGAUACGGAAGAAGAAAUUAAACGAAAAUACGGCGAAACGAAGGUCGAUUUUGAGGGUUUGAAGAGUCUCGCAGAGCUCGGAAUCGAAACAGAUUUCCUGGAUGAACUGGAGAUGCAACAAAAGUUGUACGAGUUUCAGAAAAAGUUGCAAGGACAGCUGGAAAAUAACUUUUCGCUCAUCGAACAGCUGCAUCAAGUGCAGAAUCAGCGUUUGUCGCAACCGCCUCCUUUGCAUUUAGCUCACAUUCAGCAUGCCUGUUCGGAGGAAGUAGAGUUGGCGAAUCAAAUUACGGCGAAUAUCGCAGAUAUUGCGAAACAGUUGCCGCCUGGUGCUAUGACGACACCUCAUGCGUUGCGAAAGGCAAUGGGAUUGACGAAUGUUGGCUUGGAAAACUACAAUCACUCGGAAGCGAUCAACAUUGUGCCUCCUUCUUGCAUCAUGAACAACACUCCAAAGCAAGAAGACACGGAAAAUGACAAAUUUCAAAAUGACAGCAAUGCCGACAUUGACACCACGGAAAUGGACAUGGAACUGGAAGAUUCCAUCGUUAACAAUCCACAAGUGGAUAUCGAUCACGAGCUGCGUGACAUUUUAAAUGACUUGUAACCCUAAGAACAUAAAAAAACUUUAUUUAAAGUACUAACAAUAAAAACUAUUU